Molecule: messenger RNA, 897 nt
Organism: Symbiodinium necroappetens
Lineage: Eukaryota; Dinophyceae; Suessiales; Symbiodiniaceae
Source: the annotation of a GenBank genome assembly
AUGCUUCGUGUCUGGCGACCUUCUGGGCAAGAGCUCGCCGCCGUGUCCGUGGAGGAGAUCAAGGAUGCAGCGGCUUUGAAGGAGCAUUUGCGCGACCAGUAUGGUUUUCCGGUGUCCUUGCAGCAACUUCUGCAUGACGGGAACCUCUUGGAGGAUGGUGCAGAACUGGCUGCAUCCGUGGAUCUGCAGUUGGUGUUGAUCGCUGAUCUUUCGGAAAGCAAGAACGCUGCACGCUUGGCUGCGGCAGAGCUGGUAGACAAUGCUCGACGGAAUCGUACGAAUAUCGUUCGCACUUUGCUGGAAGCUGGUGUCGCCAAGGAUCGUGCAGAUUCGGAGGGAAAGACGGCUUUGAUGUUGGCAUGUGAGUGUCGCCACAUGGAGAUUGCUCAACUGCUGCUGGAAGCUGGUGCUCAUACAGGUUGCUGCGACCGCAGUAGCAAAACAGCCCUAAUGCUUGCAUGCGAGCAGGGUGACCUGGAGAUCGCCCGCUUGCUGCUGAAAUUCGGUGGUGACAAAGAUCUGCAGGGACACCGUGGCAAGAACGCCCUAAUACUCUCUGCUGAGCAUGGUCACUUGGAGAUUGCACGUUUGCUGGUGGAAGCUGGUGCGUAUAAGGACGACUGCGACAGGGACAACAGGACAGCCCUCAUGCACGCAGCUGAGAAAGGUCACUUUGGGAUUGUGUGCUUGCUGCUGCGAGCUGGUGCUCGAUUCGGCGAUGGAGCCCUAUACCUCGCAGCCAAAGGCGGCCACUUGAAGAUCGUACGUUUGCUGCUGCGAGUUGGUUGUGAUGAAAGAGGGUUCGACAAUGACGGCAAGACAGCCUUACUGCACGCGUCAGAGAAUGGUUUCCGGGAGGUUGUGCAGUUGCUGCUGACAGCUGGUUCUGAUACUUAG